Glarea lozoyensis ATCC 20868 is the source of this 597-nucleotide messenger RNA. RefSeq lists its product as uncharacterized. The transcript has 3 exons. NCBI's taxonomy places the organism in Eukaryota, Fungi, Ascomycota, Leotiomycetes, Helotiales, Helotiaceae. The record is from RefSeq and is a predicted model, not a curated record. The coding region runs from base 1 to 597 and encodes 198 amino acids.
AUGGCAGGCUCACAAGCAAGAAACGACCGCGUACCAUGUGGUGGCUGCAACCAGGUCUUCAACCGCCGGGCAGACAUGGAGCGACAUCACGAAUUGAAACACAAAGGGAAAAGAUAUUAUUGUGAAAUUGGGAACUGCGACUACAGUGCCGGGAGAGCUUAUACGAGGAACAGCCAUAGAGAGAAGAAGCACCCGGAUGCUUAUAGUUUUACUCUCCAAAUUCCCAGCGAUACAGAUGGUGGGCAAAGCAGCAAUAACCAAAAUGGCGUGGCUUAUAUGGAAGAACCCUUGGAUUCUUCAGGGUCCCGUAUGCCUCUCAUGGGUAAUUCUCCAAUGCCCCACUACGGCUCUUCCACGCCUGGUAGUUCAACUCAAGGAGAGUUUUCAGAGUCGCCGAUCAACUACGAGAGUUAUCAGGCACAAGAAUAUCAGGGAGGAGAAUCCUAUCAGUAUCAAGCAGCCAGCUCGUCGGACCAAUACGGAAAUCAAUCAUAUGGAGGCGAAUCUACCCAUCAAUACCAGAAUGGCUACGGUGGCUCGCAUGACCAAACCAGUCAAUGGAAUGCUAACCAGACAUCUGGGAGAUAUAGUUACUAA